Oppiella nova is the source of this 758-nucleotide messenger RNA. The record is from the annotation of a GenBank genome assembly. Lineage: Eukaryota; Metazoa; Arthropoda; Arachnida; Sarcoptiformes; Oppiidae.
CGCUUUCAAUGUUAACGUAUUGUGUGUCGAGUGAUAGCGCUCUCUAUUAGUCGACAAACAAAUGAUUUUUGUGUUGAAAACACAUGUGUUUUGCAAAGUUGUGAUCAAUUGAAUCGUGAUUUGGGAACCGAUUAAGUGAUAAUCAAUGGGCAAAUCAAAGCGCGAGAAACAGGAGACGGAUGACACGGAUGUGCCGAAGGCUAAGAAGGUUAAGACGGAAGACGUGGAGGAGGAGGCCGUCGACGAAGACGCGGACAUAUCGCUGAACGACUCGCGCCGAUGGACUGAUUUGCCGUACGAUUCAAAGAUCAACUUCACGUCAGCCAUCGCUAAGCCCAUGGCGUCCAAGAAGUUGUCGAAACGGCUGUUCAAACUGAUCCGCAAGGCGUCGAAACUGUCGCGCAAAGAGCACCUCAGGAUUGGCCUCAAAGACGUCCAGUUGAGGAUCAGAAAGGGAGAGACCGGUUUACUGGUGUUGGCCGGGGAUGUGACGCCCAUUGAAGUGAUGUGUCAUUUGCCGGCCGUUUGUGAGGAGAAGAACAUCCCCUAUGUUUACGUCCCUCUGAGGGCCGACAUCUCGACGGCCGUUGGCAUCAAACGACCCGCUCUUAUGGUUCUCAUUAAACACAACAAACAAUAUGAAGAGCUCUAUAAUGACUGUCAAACUGAGAUCAAGUUAUUACCACUUCCUAUCAGUUAAAUCACUGUCCAUUUCAUAUAAUUUUUUAUGUUUAAACUUUAAAUCCCUUUCGCUGUCA